CGGCUCGGAUCUGACCUCAAAGCCUCAAAUAUGAAGUUCAUCAUUCUUGCUCUUUGCGUGGCUGCUGCCGCUGCUGUUGGAAAGGGACGUUAUGGUUACGAUUAUGGACACUAUAACUACCGUGGUGCCAUCGCCAACGCUGCUGCUGUUAGAGUAGCCGCCGCCAACCGUGCUGCCGCUGCUGGUGCCGCCGCCGGUAACGCUAGAAAUGCUGCCAACGCCGAUGCUGCUUACGCUGCCAAUGCUGCUGCUGCCGCUGGCGCCGCUAGAGGUGUUGCUGCCGACCGUGCCAACGUUGCUGCUGCUGCUACCGCUGCUGCUGCUGCUGCCAGAGCCGACGCCAACGACAAGGAAGCUUUUGCUCAGGCUGCUGCCCACGCUGCCGCUGCUGCCCGUGCCGAGGCCAACGAGGCUGCCGCUGAUGCCGCUGCUGCUGCCGCUGCCGCUGCUCGUGCCCGUGCUGCUGCCAACGCCGCUGCUGGUGCCUCCAACGCCGCUGAUGCCCAUGCCGCUGUCAAGACAGCCAGCGCUGUCCGUGCUGACAAUGUUGCCGAUGGUGCCGCUGGUGCCGCCGCUGUUGCUGCCGACCGUGCUGUCAGAGUUAGCGCUACCGUCGACGCUAGAGCCGCUAGAGCUAGAGCCGCCAUCGAGGCCGCCAGACAGGCUGCUGCUGCCAGAGCCAGAGCCGCUGCUGCUGCCCAAGCCGCUGCUGCCGCCAGAGCCGCCGCUGCUGCCAGAGCCGCUGCUGCCGCCAGAGCCGCCGCUGUCGUCAAGGCUCCAGGCUAUGGUUACGCUGACCUUGAUUACGGAUACGGUGGUUACGGAAAGAAUGUUUAUUAAACGAUGCAGCAUGUAGAGUGGUGAAGGUAACCUCACAGACGACGCGACCACCCUCGUCGUAGAACGCUCGCAAUUAUUAACGAUAUUCCGUCGUUUGCUGAUAUUCUGUGUGAUGUGUACUGUGAUUACAAUUGUAAUAAA
Molecule: messenger RNA, 981 nt
Organism: Lingula anatina
Lineage: Eukaryota; Metazoa; Brachiopoda; Lingulata; Lingulida; Lingulidae
Source: RefSeq, a predicted model, not a curated record